UUUUGGCUUUCUGAAAGUGGAAUGCUCAGACGCUGCUCGGUGACGUCACAGAGAGGCACGUCAAGUCAACUUCGAAUGGCUGGCCCUCGUGUCCUGUGCCCAAUGCAGGACCAAACCGGAGCUGUCACGGAAAGGAAUAGGAUACCAUCGCCUGGCAGUUCCGAAACAACCGGCGACGUUGGACAAAACUAAUUCAAGGGUUCUAAAAUUCCUUCGCAAUAACGGCAAACGGAGAACAUGCCUGUUGGGAUCUUACAACAACACAGGGAUGAGACCACGUUGAUUCGUUGCGCUGUCUGAAAUGCCUCUCGGUCACCUUCGGAAUUAACGGACGACUUGCGCGCGUGCCUCUGACGGAUAGGCUUCAAAGCCGCCUCAUUAUAAACACGUUCGUCUACAGUAUUAAAACUGGCAUCACAAGCAAUAACAACGGCUCCCUCUUGAAUCUACAAGCAGCACAGAUCAAUGAAGAAUGCAGGAGCGUUUCGGAGUGCUGUCCACCCGGAGUUAAUGAAGUCGGCGGCGAUAUCAUGCGUCUUCUGCCCGACCCCAGCGUGCAGUCACUGCGACUCAUAUUCCUCCUAAUAUUCGUCAUGGGGGUAGCGCCGUCGCCAGCCCUGACCGCGGGUUGCCCUGACCGCUGUGUGUGCGACGACCAGCUCGUGGUCCAGUGCGCGGGCCAGGAUCUCACGCAGUUCCCCUCCGAUCUCCCGCUGGCCACGCGGCAACUUAUCAUAUCCAACAACAAGAUCGGGGACCUGCCGGCUCUGCAGCUCAACUACCUGUCCGACCUGGUGUACCUGGACUGCAGCAAUAACUCGCUCACCGAGAUCUCGGAGUCUACGUUCGGCAACCUGCGCAAACUUGCCUAUUUGGACCUGUCCUUCAACACUCUGACUCAGAUCGAGGACCGGACGUUCGGGCCACUGGCCAGUCUUGUCAUGCUCAGAAUGACGGACAACCCUGGACUAUCAGAGAUCCACCCGGAUGCUUUCUCUGAAAACGUGGCGCUGCAAGUGCUGGACGUCAGCCGCAACAACCUGACUGCGCUGAACAUUAGUUCCCUCAUCGCGUUGCCUGCUCUCCGGUCCCUGGGCCUGAGCGGGAACCCCUGGCGUUGUGACUGCGACACAGAGGACCUCUGUCUAUGGAUUCAGAUCGAGGGAUUCAAGUUUCAGGACGAGGGCCAGACGGUGUGCUCGGGCCCGGUGGACAUGGUGGGCCAGCGGCUGGCGGAGGUGGGCCUGCAGCUGCGCGCGGACUGCCACCAGGGCCUGGGCUACUGGGACUACCUCUUCUUCAUUGCCAUCGGCUUCGUCAUCUUCUCGGCGGGCACCGUGUCCGCCUGGGUGAUGGGCGUGCUCAUGGUGCUCUACGAGCGCUACAGCAAGCGCAAGAGCGAGGAACUGGACAGUGACGACGAGGAGGACCACGGAGGUGGAAGAGGAGGAGGUGGAGGUGGAGGUGGAGGAGGAGGUGGUGGUGGUCUGGGGAGCAAUCAUGGCAACGGGGACCUCAGCAAACCGGGCAUGCAGGUGUGAGUGAGGUGGGGGGAGGUGUGAGGAGGUGAGAGGAGAGGAGCAAGUGAGGCGUUGCCUUGCGUGGUGUGGGGGUGGGAGAGGAGAGGAGAGGGGAGGUGAGGAGGAGAUGUGGUGUGUGUGUUGGAGGGGGGUGGGGUGGGGGGGGGUGUUGGAUAACUCCUACCUCUACCCUGACCUGAACUUUCAACCCCCCCACACCCCCACCCCAC
This is a messenger RNA of Engraulis encrasicolus (European anchovy), 1750 nucleotides long. Its product is annotated as leucine-rich repeat-containing protein 52-like. The coding region runs from base 531 to 1541 and encodes 336 amino acids. Gene Ontology annotation, cellular component: voltage-gated potassium channel complex. The record is from RefSeq and is a predicted model, not a curated record. Gene Ontology annotation, molecular function: voltage-gated potassium channel activity; transmembrane transporter binding; potassium channel activator activity. The transcript is spliced from 3 exons. Lineage: Eukaryota; Metazoa; Chordata; Actinopteri; Clupeiformes; Engraulidae.